Molecule: messenger RNA, 1937 nt
Organism: Vigna angularis (adzuki bean)
Lineage: Eukaryota; Viridiplantae; Streptophyta; Magnoliopsida; Fabales; Fabaceae
Product: serine--tRNA ligase, chloroplastic/mitochondrial
Exons: 9
Coding region: 73-1686 (537 amino acids)
Biological process (GO): mitochondrial seryl-tRNA aminoacylation
Cellular component (GO): mitochondrion
Molecular function (GO): ATP binding; serine-tRNA ligase activity; tRNA binding
Source: RefSeq, a predicted model, not a curated record
CACGAAUAUAUGAAUUGAGGAUAAAUGGAAGGUUAGGCUCUGCCACAGACUCUGGAAAGCAGAGAGAAAAGGAUGAUGAUGAUGACGGGUUUACUGGGUUGUUCUUGCCAGAACCAAACAACUCUGAAACUGCCUUCAAUUCCCACUUUCUCUUCCUUACCUUUCCUUUUCAAAAAUUCAACCUUUUCUUUCCACAAAUCGUCAUUGCCACGUCCCAUCAAAGCUCUCUCUUCUGCCAUCCUCCAAACAGCUACUCCUAAGGCCCCUCAAGACCAGGGUGUCAAGCUUCAAUGGAAGGCCACGGUGGACUUCAAGUGGAUAAAGGAUAACAAGGAAGCCGUUGCUGCCAACUUAAGGAACCGUAACUCUGACGCUGAUUUGGAUCUUGUUCUCCACCUUUAUGACGAAAUGCUUACUCUUCAGAAGGAAGUUGAGAGGGUUCGUGGAGAAAGAAAUGCAGUUGCUAACAAGAUGAAAGGAAAAUUAGAUCCCUCUGAGCGUCAAAGAUUGAUUGAGGAAGGUACUUUUGGUGCUAUUUUUCACCCAACUUCAUUUUGGGUUAAUUUCUUAAGACGCUUUUUGUAUGCAGGGAAGACUUUGAAGGAGGGACUUGCUGCUUUCGAAGAUGACCUAGUGGAGCUUAAUAAUAGGCUUCAGCUGGAAGCACAGUGUAUACCAAACAUGACACAUCCUGAUGUUCCAAUAGGAGGCGAGGAUUGUUCCACCAUAAGGAAAAUGGUUGGCAGUUCUCCAAAUUUCAGCUUUCCUGUCAAGGAUCAUCUCCAACUAGGGAAGGAGCUUGAUCUAUUUGAUUUUGAUUCAGCUGCAGAGGUCAGUGGGUCAAAGUUCUACUACCUGAAAAAUGAAGCAGUUUUGUUAGAGAUGGCUCUUAUAAAUUGGACACUCUCUGAAGUGAUGAAGAGAGGCUUUACUCCAUUAACAACCCCUGAAAUUGUGCGAUCCUCUGUUGUUGAAAAAUGUGGAUUCCAACCGCGUGGAAAUAAUACCCAGAUUUAUUCCAUCGAUGACAGUGACCAAUGCCUCAUCGGCACUGCAGAGAUUCCUGUUGGUGGCCUUCAUAUGGAUUCUAUACUCUCUGACUCUUUCCUACCUUUAAAAUAUGCGGCAUUUUCUCAUUGUUUCCGAACGGAGGCCGGUGCUGCUGGCACUGCUACAAGAGGUCUUUAUCGAGUUCACCAGUUCAGCAAGGUUGAAAUGUUUAUUUUCUGCCGCCCCGAAGAGAGUGAACAUCACCACCAAGAGCUGAUUAAAAUUGAAGAAGACCUCUUCUCAUCCCUGGGAUUGCAUUUUAAAACUUUGGAUAUGGCCUCUGCAGAUCUAGGUGCACCUGCCUAUCGUAAAUUUGAUGUGGAGGCAUGGAUGCCUGGUUUAGAAAGGUUUGGUGAGAUCUCUAGCGCCUCAAAUUGCACAGAUUAUCAGAGUCGUCGUUUGGGAAUAAGGUAUCGUCCUGCAUCAGAAGCACAGGUGACAAGUGGAAAAAAAUCUAAAGGCAAUCUUGCUCCACCACAGUUUGUUCACACAUUAAACGCAACAGCUUGUGCAGUACCACGGAUGAUUAUAUGUUUAGUUGAGAAUUACCAACAAGAAGAUGGAUCUGUCCUUAUCCCCGAGCCCUUGAGGCCUUUCAUGGGUGGCCUUAGUGUCAUAUCCAGAAAAUCAUUGUAAGUGAUCACAGUCUUUGUUUCCAUUUGGAGGAUGCUGUUGCGGCAGAGUAUACUAUGGUGAUAGAUGAGUUGAAGCAAUUUUCAUCAGAAUGAUAUUUUUACAAAUGAUCUUACUGAUUUUUUAUCCUUACAAACUAGAGAUUUUGUAUUGUUACCCUUUCUUCCUCUGGAAUGUAGCCACACAAAUUUGAUAAUGCAACGUGUAUGUAAUUUUUUUAUUGAGAAGGAUAAUGGGAGGGACAUAAUUUUUUA